GCAUAAAUCAUGCCAGAACCGACACUGUCAGGCAACAAUCCCACCAAAUUUGACUCAUUCAGGCGCUCUAUUUGUGCGUCCUAGUGAGCCCUUGUGACCUAAAGUACUUCGUCUCUGAAUAGCCAGUAGAAUCCCCGCAAGGUAGAUUCCGGUGCCCGUGCGAGUCCUCCAGACCAGGCACUUUUGUAGCCAAAUCUGCACCGUAAUUGCCGGGUUUUCACGCGUCUCUCUCACACGGAAGCAAUUGAUCAAUUCUGGCAGGCAUUGGUCGCUGUUCCGGUAGCCUUGAGCCCGAUUACCGUCUCAUAGUAUUUCUGUUGCCAAUCGAGUAAUUAGCUCGAGCAUCGCUCACACACUCCAAUGGUUCAAAUCAAUCGUGUACGCAUGAAAGAGGUCAAGAAGGUCGCUGAGACGCUGUUCCUCGCGUUUCAGAACGAACCCUUCUUCGAUUACUUGCUGAGUCCAACUUCAUGGAAGAGUGCCAAAUCUUUAACGAAGUUCCGUCGGGAUUUCUUUGAUUAUAUUGCAUACGCAUUCAUCAUGAGUGGAACCGUCUACGAAAUCGACGGUUUUAAAGGUGUUGCUCUUUGGGCUGGCCCCGGACAAGAUCCUUACUCGACUUAUACCGUCCUUCGCAGCGGUUUAUGGCGCUGUGUGUACCGAGUACCCAAGGAAGUGGUAUGUCGAUACACGGACGAGUACCUGUCAAAGACGUGUGAUGCCCGUGAACGUCUGAUGGGAAAGAAAAAGCAUUGGUAUUUGUGCUUCUUGGCUGUUCGUCCCGAGCAUCAAAAGAGGGGGCUAUCUCGUCCGCUUUUGGAUGAGGUUCAUCGCUUAUGCGACAAGAAGAAGCAGCAGAUCUACUUAGAGUGCAACCAGAGUACCAAUCGUUCUUACUAUGAACAUCUGGGUUACUCGCUGAACGAAAUGCUCCAGUUUGACAACAACGGCUCGCCGAUAUCACUAGCGGUAAUGAGUCGAGAGGCUCAUUAAAAGCAGAUGUCAUCGGUGCCAUUGGCGCCUCGGCACUUUGUAUUUGUAUAUGGCCUAUUGCCCAUGCGUGUAUUCUGCAUGCGGCCCCGUGUAACACCCGACUCUUGCUCGUUGAAACAACGAGUAAGAGUCAAAAAAAAUUGGUCACGACAAAAUACCCGGAUGCAUAUGCUCCGGAUCUUUAUAAUUUUAUACCUGUAAUUAGUUUAAUUGUAAUUCAUACUUUUCAACUUGUAGCAAAAUGAAGAUUGGAUAUGUUCACAACUCGUCACAAAUCAACACCGUUCAAACACCGUGUACAAUCUGGG
Molecule: messenger RNA, 1301 nt
Organism: Schizosaccharomyces japonicus yFS275
Lineage: Eukaryota; Fungi; Ascomycota; Schizosaccharomycetes; Schizosaccharomycetales; Schizosaccharomycetaceae
Exons: 1
Coding region: 361-993 (210 amino acids)
Molecular function (GO): transferase activity; acyltransferase activity, transferring groups other than amino-acyl groups; acetyltransferase activity
Source: RefSeq, a predicted model, not a curated record